AUGACUGAAACGAAGUACCGCGUGGUGACGCACCUGACCCUGGUGGAGGAGACGGUGCACGUGUGGACGCAUAAGCAGUCGUCGCAGUUCGACGCGCACAUUCAUCAGCUCAGAGAUGAACAGGAGCGAAUGCAAAGGAAAACAUUCCUGAACUGGAUCAAUUCUCACCUAAGAAACCACAAGCCGCCGAUGCAGAUGACCAACCUGAUUGACGACCUGAAGGACAGCACGCGCCUGCUGGCCCUGCUGAACGUCCUCUCCGGAGAGGAUCUGCCGGUGGAGAGGAGCCGGGUGCUGCGAACGCCGCACUUCCUCAGCAACGCCAACACGGCGCUGCGCUUCCUGCAGAGCCGACACAUAAAACUGGUCAACAUCAACCCGUCGGACAUCGUGGACGGCCGGCCGCCGGUCAUCCUCGGCCUCGUCUGGACCAUCAUCCUGCACUUCCAGAUCGAGAUGAGCACCCGUGCGCUGGAGCAGCUGGCCUGGAGCGGCAGC
Pollicipes pollicipes is the source of this 498-nucleotide messenger RNA. RefSeq names its product calmin-like. The transcript has 8 exons. Gene Ontology annotation, biological process: nuclear migration. NCBI's taxonomy places the organism in Eukaryota, Metazoa, Arthropoda, Thecostraca, Pollicipedomorpha, Pollicipedidae. The record is from RefSeq and is a predicted model, not a curated record. The annotation marks the transcript as partial. Gene Ontology annotation, cellular component: cytoplasm; meiotic nuclear membrane microtubule tethering complex; nuclear outer membrane. Gene Ontology annotation, molecular function: actin filament binding.